Messenger RNA from Amaranthus tricolor (Joseph's coat), 1344 nucleotides. RefSeq names its product steroid 5-alpha-reductase DET2. The transcript has a single exon. Bases 85 to 867 code for a protein of 260 amino acids. Gene Ontology annotation, molecular function: 3-oxo-5-alpha-steroid 4-dehydrogenase activity. Lineage: Eukaryota; Viridiplantae; Streptophyta; Magnoliopsida; Caryophyllales; Amaranthaceae. Gene Ontology annotation, biological process: brassinosteroid biosynthetic process. The record is from RefSeq and is a predicted model, not a curated record. Gene Ontology annotation, cellular component: membrane.
GCCUUCUUUUAGAUAGCAACGAAAAACCUGUAUUAUAUACCGAUUCAACUCACAACUCCGACCAUCAUCAUUUAACCCUAAAAAAUGAUGUCUUCUUCAUCUUCUCCCGAUCGUUCCUUCCACAAUUUCUGCUUAUUAUUCCUCAACUUUAUCUCCUUCCCAACUUUUCUGUGCUGCAAUUUCAUCCAAGCCCCAUAUGGCCGUCACAUCCGAUCAGGGUGGGGGCCCACAAUCCCUUCAUGGGUUUCAUGGUUUCUCAUGGAAAGCCCAACAGUUUUUUUCUCUCUCCUGAUCUACCCAUUUGGCCGCCACGUGUCUUCCCUCAGGUCUUUCUCUCUUCUCUCGGUUUUCCUCCUUCAUUACAUCCACCGCACCAUAAUUUACCCUUUAUUUCGCCUUCACCGGAAUUCUAAUGGCAGUUUCCCGAUCUCGGUUUCUCUCAUGGCUUUCACGUUUAACUUGUUGAAUUCAUAUGUGCAGAUUAGAUGGGUUUCGCAUUACGGGGAUUAUGAAGCCGAUGAGUGGUUUUGGGAGCGGUUUUUGGUUGGAUUAGUGGUUUUUGGAUUUGGUAUGGUGGUAAAUGUGAAAUCCGAUUUGGUUUUGGUGGGCUUGAAGGCCCAAGGUGGUGGGUAUAAGAUUCCAAGAGGUGGGCUUUUUGAGUUGAUCAGUUGUCCGAAUUAUUUGGGUGAGAUUAUUGAGUGGUUGGGCUGGGCUAUUAUGACUUGGUCUUGGGCUGGGGUUGGAUUUUUGUUGUAUACUUUUUCUAAUUUAGUGCCUAGAGCUAUGGGUAAUCAUAAGUGGUAUUUAGAGAAGUUUAAAGAAGAAUAUCCAAGAAACAGGAAAGCUGUAAUUCCUUUUUUGUAUUAAGAUUUGGUUUUGAAUCGUUGUCAGAAUUAGUGUGUUUAAUUAUGCAGAGUACUUUGUGACAUUGUGUGAUUGUGUGAUAGAUAGAUUUGCGUUUGUGUAAAAUUUGAAUAAGUAAUGAGAAAUUGGAUGUCUUCAACAUAAGAAUCCCUUAGAAGCCCUGAGCCAAAAAAAAAAAAAAAAUAGAGUCUCUAAAAAUUGAAAAUUUUAGAACUACUUAAAAUUAUAAAACUAUUAAAUAGAAUAGUUAAAAAUUAUUAAACUUUAAAAUUACACUAAAUCAACAAUCAAUAAUCAUAAGUUAACAAUUGGAAAGAACCAAUAUUGUUUCUCUUCAAUUGUUUUCUAUCUUCAAUUUUAUAAAAAUAAAGCAAUAACUUGCAUUAAUUACAAAAAAUUCUCUUCUCCUGGCUUCUCUAUAGCUUGAUUAAGAACAAAUUAAUUGUUUGUCAACCCUUUUCAAGCCAAUUAAUUAAGAAC